AUGCAAAUCUUUGUCAAGACAUUAACAGGUAAAACAAUCACAUUAGAAGUUGAGUCAUCAGACACAAUUGACAAUGUCAAGUCCAAGAUCCAGGAUAAGGAAGGUAUUCCACCAGACCAGCAGAGAUUGAUUUUCGCAGGUAAGCAAUUGGAAGAUGGCAGAACAUUGUCAGACUACAAUAUCCAAAAGGAGUCUACAUUACACUUGGUGUUGAGAUUGAGAGGUGGUAUGCAAAUCUUUGUCAAGACAUUAACAGGUAAAACAAUCACAUUAGAAGUUGAGUCAUCAGACACAAUUGACAAUGUCAAGUCCAAGAUCCAGGAUAAGGAAGGUAUUCCACCAGACCAGCAGAGAUUGAUUUUCGCAGGUAAGCAAUUGGAAGAUGGCAGAACAUUGUCAGACUACAAUAUCCAAAAGGAGUCUACAUUACACUUGGUGUUGAGAUUGAGAGGUGGUAUGCAAAUCUUUGUCAAGACAUUAACAGGUAAAACAAUCACAUUAGAAGUUGAGUCAUCAGACACAAUUGACAAUGUCAAGUCCAAGAUCCAGGAUAAGGAAGGUAUUCCACCAGACCAGCAGAGAUUGAUUUUCGCAGGUAAGCAAUUGGAAGAUGGCAGAACAUUGUCAGACUACAAUAUCCAAAAGGAGUCUACAUUACACUUGGUGUUGAGAUUGAGAGGUGGUUCUGAAUAA
Molecule: messenger RNA, 693 nt
Organism: Lodderomyces oxycetoniae
Lineage: Eukaryota; Fungi; Ascomycota; Pichiomycetes; Serinales; Debaryomycetaceae
Gene: UBI4
Product: ubiquitin
Exons: 1
Coding region: 1-693 (230 amino acids)
Biological process (GO): modification-dependent protein catabolic process; protein ubiquitination
Cellular component (GO): nucleus; cytoplasm
Molecular function (GO): ubiquitin protein ligase binding; protein tag activity
Source: RefSeq, a predicted model, not a curated record